Molecule: messenger RNA, 3459 nt
Organism: Aspergillus puulaauensis
Lineage: Eukaryota; Fungi; Ascomycota; Eurotiomycetes; Eurotiales; Aspergillaceae
Gene: aof2
Product: putative lysine-specific histone demethylase Aof2
Exons: 1
Coding region: 1-3459 (1152 amino acids)
Molecular function (GO): oxidoreductase activity; protein binding
Source: RefSeq, a predicted model, not a curated record
AUGACGGACGGUACAGCUUCCUUGGCUGCACGCCCCCCAGCAGGAUACUCCUCUCAGGCGGGUGUCUUCCGUCAAUAUAUUCCAUCGAACUCCAUCAGCAGUAAUGGAUAUCCUUCGAAACAGCCGCUGCCGCUGCAGCCAAAUGGGGUACAAUUCGAGUACGGGAUGACCAAUCCAUACUCGUCCCAGAAUCAUGUCCUUGCUGCAGGCCCUCAAAAAUCUAGAAAUGUGCCUAACGGUAUUAACUCUGGAAACAAAAACAUGGAUUACUUGACCUAUGAGCUGGUUACAGAGACCAACGCCAGCACGCCUAAUGAUUCUACCACUACUUCGUUUCCAUCUGCCUCCAGCAAUGGAAAAUCUACUCCGCCGUCGACGAUCGUAAAUUUCAAUUCGGCCACUGCCUCUAUAGGCCCGAUCCCUUCUGAUGAGAGCUCUGAUUAUUCGAAAUAUCGCCCACGAUCAUCCAUCCCCUCGCGUCUUCCGGCGCCAAUAUACGCCCAACAAUGCGUGGUGGCAGCGUACUCAUCAAGGCUCAACCCCUAUGCCCUUCAUCGUAAAGAGCAAGAGGCUUUGCAGGACUACUUGUGUCACCUUCAUGUUACCGUCUACCUUAAUAUACGUAAUGGGAUUUUACGACUUUGGACCCGUAAUCCCAUGGUUAGUGUGACUAAAGAGGAGGCGCUGGGAUGUGCCAAAGACUACCGCUGGAUGAACCUUGCUUCGUUUGCAUACGAAUGGCUUGUGCGAAAUGGAUACAUCAACUUCGGCUGUGUCGAGAUUCCCCCAGCCUUGGUCCCCCCAAAGAAGGGCCGCCGGAGAGAAGGCCCCGUGAUUGUUAUCAUUGGAGCUGGAAUGGCAGGCCUGGGCUGUGCGCGGCAGCUAGAAGGAUUCUUCAAUCAUUACCAUGAUAUUUACUCUUCUCCCCGUGUUAUCUUGCUCGAGGGUAGGCGCAGAAUUGGAGGGCGUAUAUACUCUCAUCCGUUACGAAGCCUUCAGUCCUCUACGCUACCCGCGGGCCUUGUUCCGAAGGCCGAGAUGGGUGCUCAGAUUGUUGUUGGAUUUGAGCAUGGUAAUCCAUUAGACCAGAUCAUACGAGGCCAGUUGGCGCUUUCGUAUCAUUUGCUACGUGAUCUAUCUACCAUUUACGAUGUAGAUGGUUCCCCAGUGGAUGAAGCGCGAGAUGCAACAGCUGAAAGCCUCUAUAAUGAUAUACUAGAUCGAUCCGGGGCGUAUCGACACAAAUCGGUUAUAACACCGACGGCAGAAGGAGAUCGCGAACUUAUCGAUUCAGGACGUGACAUAACAACGAGUGACGGGGUCACAGUCAAACAGUACGAAGAGGCAAGGGCAGCCGGAACUAUUGGCCUACUGCUUCCAGCGAAACGCCUUCGUCGCGGUGUAGGCCACAAAACGGCAGAUAUCAAGUCAGCCGCAGCUCCCGCGGCGGAUCUUGACCAGCCAGAAGAAAACCCAACUGCCGUUGCCUGUCAGGCGAUGGGCUGGGAACUCAACAAAGGGGUCUCGCCAAACCAAACCGUUAAUCUGGACUCGGUUGCCGAAGCAUCAAGGACCCAAACCUUGGGUAACGCAAUGGACGAGGGCGUCCGUCAGUACCAGGAAAUGCUACCCCUAACUCCAAAGGAUUUGCGGUUGCUCAAUUGGCACUUUGCAAACCUUGAAUAUGCCAAUGCCACCAAUAUAGGCAAUCUGAGUCUUUCUGGGUGGGACCAAGAUAUGGGGAACGAGUUUUAUGGACCACACUCGCAGGUUGUCGGAGGAUACCAGCGAGUACCUUACGGACUAUGGCAGCACCCAACGAAGCUCGACGUCCGCACAAACAAAAUAGUCUCGCGUGUUACAUAUGACACUGCCGACAAACACAAAACGGUGGUACAUUGUGAGGACGGUGAUUCAGUUGCCGCAGACAUGGUAGUCUACACAGGGUCUCUAGGUACCUUGAAGCACCGAUCUGUGCAGUUUUCUCCGCCUCUACCUGGGUGGAAACAGGGAGCAAUCGAUCGGCUUGGCUUUGGAGUGAUGAACAAAGUAAUAUUAGCAUUCGAGCAACCUUUCUGGGACACCGAAAGAGACAUGUUUGGCCUUCUACGUGAGCCAAAUAACAGAGAAAGUAUGAUCCAAGAGGAGUAUGCCGCAAAUAGAGGCCGCUUCUACUUGUUUUGGAACUGCAUGAAAACCACCGGGCUUCCGGUUCUGAUUGCUCUAAUGGCUGGAGAUUCCGCUCAUCAAGCGGAACGUACUCCUGAUGCUGAAAUAAUUACUGAGGUCAUGAGUCAGCUGCGUAACGUUUUCAAACAAGUCGCUGUUCCCGAUCCUUUGGAAACUAUCAUUACCCGCUGGGCGAGCGACAAGUUUACCAGGGGAACCUACUCCUAUGUUGCAGCAGACGCACUUCCAGAAGACUACGAUUUAAUGGCCAAACCAAUCGGAAACUUGUACUUUGCAGGCGAAGCCACCUGUGGCACUCACCCGGCCACCGUCCACGGCGCAUACCUCUCAGGACUACGAGCAGCAUCCGAGAUCAUCGACUCCAUCCUAGGCCCUAUCCCGAUUCCAAACCCUCUCGUCCCAGAAAAGAACAAGGCCACAAACUCAAGCAUGUCCAAUGGCACACCCCUCGGCACCCCGCACAUCCCACUAGACACCGGAACGCCAGAAAUCCCAAUCCAACAACAACCACAUCCACCAACAUCCAACUCUGGAUCCGCCUCCCGGGCCUCCUACGACCAGGCCAUGCUCGCAGCUAUUUACACCGAAACCGGUCCCCCCGUCCCCCGUCCGGCCCGCACAGGCCUUAACCCCUUCCUCCUCUACCAAAAAGACUUCUGGCCCAAAGCCCGCGCUCAAUGCGACGCCACCCACCAACUCGAAACCAACAACCCGUCCGCAAAAGCACCCCGCGAUUCUGUCCGUGCAGCCCUCGGCCUCAUGUGGCGCCAAGCUCCCGAGGAAAUAAAACGGCCGUACCUCGAGCAGGCGGAAGUCAAUCGGCAAACAAAUGCCGAGAUUGCGGCGAAAUGGAAGAGGGACAACGCCGAGUGGGAGGAGAAAUCGGCUGCGGCGAAGAAGCGCUGGCGAGAGGAGAAUCCGUUUGAGAGAUGGCUUGCUAUGGAGGCGGGUGAGCCGCCUAGUAAGAAGGUGAAUAAUUCUUCUUCUGCUUCUUCGUCUUUGAAGAGGGACGUGGCUGGAGCACCUAUUGUCACCACCACUGCUACUCCGUCUGGGUUACCCUCUCAUUUAGCGGGAACGGGCAUGCAAAAUGGAACCGCCAACGGAGCUGUCAACGGCGCUGGCAAUAUCGCGAAUAUUCCUACGACUACCACGAUAACGAAUGGUAUUGCAUCAGCGCCAGUAACGAAUACGUUUCCUUUCUCGAAUACUCAACAGACUAGCUUACCGCAACCGACUGAUCAGCCGAACCAUAUCAAUUCUCAAUGA